Erinaceus europaeus (western European hedgehog) is the source of this 2535-nucleotide messenger RNA. Its product is annotated as mas-related G-protein coupled receptor member X2-like. Gene Ontology annotation, cellular component: membrane. Gene Ontology annotation, molecular function: G protein-coupled receptor activity. Bases 284 to 1294 code for a protein of 336 amino acids. Gene Ontology annotation, biological process: G protein-coupled receptor signaling pathway. The transcript has 3 exons. Lineage: Eukaryota; Metazoa; Chordata; Mammalia; Eulipotyphla; Erinaceidae. The record is from RefSeq and is a predicted model, not a curated record.
UGCACACAUUUGGUAGCCUACCAUCACCAGUCUCCACUCCUGUCGGCUGCUCCCUAGGACAGAGACCCUGUCGAUUGCAGGAGGUUCUUCUCUUUAGCUCAAGUCAGCUUCUACCUGCAGCAGGAAGAAAGGUCGCUGUGCAGGAAAUCACAGGGACUGGCCAGCAUCUUGAUAAGCCCCCUCCAACACCAGGUUCCACUCCUACCCUGCAGACUUCUCUAGAGAGAAAUAUCUACUAGCAACUGUCAAUCCUAAGAGGCUCACCUAUCCGCAGGGGUCAAGAAUGGAGGAAAGGGUCACCAGUGGAGGGUUUCUAAACAUGGAUCCAACUCUCUCAACCUUGGAGAUGGAAGCCACAUAUGUGAACGACAUGUUCUCACCUCAACCUUCAAUUAGCAACAUGGAGUACUUGAUCGUGAACUCUCUGCGCCUGCUCUUUGCCCUGGUUGGACUGGCAGGAAACUCUGUUGUGCUCUGGCUACUGAGCUUCCACAUUCGGAGGAACACAUUCCACACCUACAUCCUCAAUCUGGCGGGCGCUGACUUCCUUUUCCUUUGCUUCCAGAUUAUAUAUUCUCUGGGAAGAUUCACCUUCUUCUCCAUCCCCGACUUUUGCAUUUCUUUGUGGACCUUUGCAUACCUCUCUAGCUUGAGCAUCCUUAGUGCCAUCAGCACUGAGCGCUGCCUGUCUGUCCUGUUUCCCAUAUGGUACCACUGCCGCCGCCCAAAACGCAUGUCAGCUGUCAUGUGUGCCCUGCUCUGGGCCCUGUCCCUGCUGCUGAGCAUCCUGGAAGGAAAGUACUGUGACUUCCUGUUUCAGAAUUAUAACCAUGAUUUGUGCCAGGAGUUCGACUUCCUCACCGCUGCCUGGCUGAUUUUCUUGUUUGUGCUUCUCUCUUGGACCAGCCUGGCCCUGCUGCUCAGGUUACAGUGUGGCUCCCAGAGGAUGCAGCUGACCCGGAUGUACUUGACCAUCGGGCUCACAGUGCUGGUCUUCCUCCUUUUUGGCCUGCCUUGGGGCAUCCACUGGUUCCUUGUGAUAUGGCUUCAGAUAGAAUUUAAUGUGUUCUUUGACUAUGCUUCUGUGUUGGUUCUGUUGUCCUGUGUCAACAGCUGCACUAACCCCUUCAUUUACUUCUUCGUUGGAUCCUAUAGGAAGCAGCGACAACAGAGGCGGCCAACCUUCAAGCUGAUUCUACAGAGAGCUUUGCAGGAUGAUCUGGAGGAGGAUCAAGGUGAAGGCAGCCACCCUCAGGAGACCCUAGAGAUGUCAGGAAGAAGUGAGAUGUCCUGAAGAUACUGCUUGGGUUACACAGGUGUGACUUGGGGAACCAACUUAUUUUGCUCAUAAGUUUGGGAAGUUUUCCCAACUUCUCUCUGCAUAGGGUCACUGGUAUUAAUCAUGCUCCUUGAGAAAGUGGGAUAAGACAGCACCUGGUAAGCAAACACUGAAUGCAGUUUCUCAAGGGUCCUCUAACUCAGGCAUCUUCCCCCCUCCCAUUCUCACAUGAAGUUUGCCAAAUUGGGAUUCCACAGGUUCCCAAUUUGGAAGAUUCUCAUUCAGCAAAGGGUAGAAUCAAUGGAAGAACAGUCUGAAUAUUACUGCAACCAAGAAGAUGAAAUUAUGUCGUUUGGAACAAAAUGGAUAGAACUGGAGGUGAUUAUGCCUUGUGAAAUAAGUAGAGAGGAAAGACAGCUACCAGAUGGUUUCCUUCAUAUGUGGAAUCUAGAGAUCUGAUUUACAAGAAUUUGCAAAAAAAAAAAAAAAGAAGGAAGCAAAUGGUUUCUAAAACUUGUGAGAACUCUGGUGGUUAUCUUUGGGAGGUGAGAGGGUGGGAAUACAGAGCUUUGGUGGUGGUGGGUGUGGUGUAGGUACAUUGUAACCAUAUAAUCUUGUAACACAAUAUUAAUACAAAUAAUAAAUAAUAAACAUUAUUAGUUCUCUAGGGCUGGAGAAAUAUAAUGGUUAUGCAAAAAGACUCUCGUGCCUAAGGCUCCAAAGUCCUAGGUUCAAUUCCAUAUACCAAUAUAAGCCAGAGUUGAGCAGUACUUUUGUAAAAUAAAAUAAAAAUUAUGGGUUCUCUGUUUUAUCUAUUACUGUUUUAUCUAUUAUUUUAUCUAUUAUUAUCUAGUCUCCAUGCUUGCUUUUGUCCAACAAAUUGCCCCAAUUUAGUUACUGUUGCUUUAAAAUACUCUUUGAAGUCAGAGAGUAAGAUGUUUUCAUUUCUCUUAAAAAUUCUUUCCCCUUCUAUUGUUAUUAUCACCAAUUCCUGAUCUCCCCUCCUCUGUGAGACUGAGUCUACUAGUUAAACUUUCCAAGUUACAUUAAAUUUCAUGCAAUGUGUUCAUCAUUUCCAAAUAUCUUCCCUCAUUUGCUGGGUUGCCUGGUUAUGCUUAUGUAGUUUGCUUUCAGUGUAUAGAAGUUCUGUAAUGCCAUGUUACCCCAUAUAUCUGCUCUUAAUUUCAUUUUCCAUGCCCUUGGGGUUGAGCCUCCAAAUACAUCUUUGAUGUGAAAAUUCUGAAGUUUCACUGACA